Messenger RNA from Ficedula albicollis (Collared flycatcher), 3069 nucleotides. RefSeq names its product katanin regulatory subunit B1 like 1 (gene KATNBL1). Gene Ontology annotation, cellular component: nucleolus. The coding region runs from base 143 to 1054 and encodes 303 amino acids. Gene Ontology annotation, molecular function: microtubule binding. Lineage: Eukaryota; Metazoa; Chordata; Aves; Passeriformes; Muscicapidae. The record is from RefSeq and is a predicted model, not a curated record. The transcript is spliced from 9 exons.
AUAUGUCUGGUUAUGUAUAGGAUGGAAGAUCUUGCAAAUAGUUGAAUUCUAGUAUUGCAAGCUGCAUUUGAAGAAAGCUGACAGAACGUUUUAGAAAAUACAAAUAAAUAUCUUUCCCUUGAGAACAGGGAUUUGAGAGAUUAUGGCAUCUGAAGCUCACAAUGUUAAAAAACAGAAAGCAUUGCAUAUUGAAGGUCAUCCCAUUGAUCUCCCCAGAAAAAGAAUCUCUUCUUCCACUAAAAAGAUCAUGAAGGAGGGUAAGAAAUCUCCAAAACAGCUGGCUUCAUACACAAACAGAGUAACAGUUGGAAAAACGGUGACCAGUCCCCUCUCUCUUUUCAAAGUGGUAUAUUGUAAAAGGAAAGUUCAUUGUUAUACUCCAAAGCCUUGUUACAGAAAUAAACUGUACCCUAAAUCUAGGGGCCGUGACAUGGCAAAUAAAGAAAAUGAACUGGCUUGUGCAGGGAAUCUGCCAGCAAAACUUCACAACAGUCGUACACACUUGCUGAAUUCCAGUGACUCUGGCUCAUCUCAAACAGAAGGCCCCUCAUCCAAAUACAGCGCAUUUUUUUCAGAGGUUUCUCAGGACCACGAAACUAUGGCUCAAGUUCUUUUCAGCAGGAAUCUGAGAUUGAACGUAGCUUUAACCUUUUGGAGAAGGAGAAGUAUAAGUGAACUGGUAGCCUACUUAGUGAGGAUACAGGAUCUUGGAGUAGUAGUAGACUGCCUUCCUGUGCUUACAAACAGUUUACAGGAAGAAAAACCAUAUGUUUCAGUUGGCUGCUGUGUAGAUCUUUUGCCUUUAGUGAAAUCUCUGCUUAAAAGCAAAUACGAAGAAUAUGUAAUAGUUGGUUUAAACUGGCUUCAGGCUGUCAUUAAAAGAUGGUGGUCAGAACUAUCUGCACAUACAGAAAAGGCAGAAGAUGGAAACAUUCAUAUUUUAAAACAACAGCUAAGUGUUUUGUGGGAACAGGAGAAUCAUCUUACUCUGGUUCCAGGAUAUACUGGUAAUAUAGCUAAGGAUGUAAACGCUUAUUUAUUGCAGCUACACUGACAUGAUGAUGAAACAGUGUGCUUAUGUGGUGAAAAAUCCCCUAAAAUAUCCUUGAAAUAUGUGCUGAAAGCCUUUUGAGAAAUACUGGCAGAGGAGAACUGAACUGUCAAGCUGUUUAAUGAAACCACUAACAAAACCCUAACAAUCUACUUCACAUUGAAGUGGAAAAAUGUCUAGUAGGAGCAACUUUUACUUCAGUGAGGUGAAAGUGCACUAUGAAAACUGUAUGCCUUUGCUGCAUUUGGGAUUUGCUCAGUUACUAGAUGUUCCUUUAAAUGCUACUGUAUUUUACAACAUCAUCGCAUAAAAGAUGAACUGUACUGUCGUGAAGACAAGACAGCAGAACCAGUUACAAGGAACCAACAAAAACAAAAAUCCAACAAAAACCAACAAAAAUCAGCAUUAAGAGCUUUUAAAUGUCCCUUUCACAAGAGAAUUCCGAAAUGCACAGCUAUCUUCCAAUUACAUUAAAAAAUACAAAAAACUUUGGGAUAUUCAGUUACUUCUAUGUUUUAAUCAAAUUAUUAAAGACAGUUUUUGUUUGCACUAUUGAGAAACUAUACAGCAAAGAUGCCUUAAUUACUAGUGUUUCAAAAAGCCAAUGUGUUAAGAUGCAAAUAGCUAUUAUGUUCAGAUUGUGAUGAAAAACUACAAAAAUCAGGGUUUCACAUUGUGUAGUUAAUGAAACAUUGCACAUAUACAAAGAUUCAUGUAUGAAAAAUAUUAUAAAUUUCUGAAGUUAAACUUGUAUAAACAGUUGUUGCAAAUGUCAGCAGAAUGGUGAAUUUAUGUCUAACAAAUGUUUUUAUAUUGUAUGUGGAUUUCUAACAGUAAUCUUGUUCUGUAUCAUUCAAACUACAUGCAAAUAAGUAAAUAUAUUAAAUAUAUCUACUGUUUUUUCUUUUCAAGUUCAAAAAAACCCAAUUUCUAGAAUAAUCUCUUCCACAAUUCUUAUCACAGAUAUUUAUGUCUCUUGUUUGAAAUGUUUACAGCCAGGUGAGGCCAUGUCAUUCAAAUCACAUCCUUUUUAUACUACCUCCUUUAAGAAACUGACAAAGAGCUUUUGCAGAAUUGAUCAAGUUCUGACCUGAUCAGUGAUGGCAAAUUCGUACCAAAAACAGCAUUGAGAAUACAGCUAUAAAUUUUUACUGUCAUAGUGAUAAGCUGUUCUAUUUUAAUUUAAGAGCUGUAUCUUAAUAGCUGUGAGGGAGUCUUAAUCAUAGGCUUGCUGUUGCCUUUUUAAAUUUUAUAAUUAGGAAGCAUGUUUUUUCAAUGAAAACUUACGAAGUGCCAGGUCUUCGCUUAAAAGUAUACAUGUAUAGCAUGUAUGACCAAAUAGACUACUUCCUUAAAAAUAAGUACUUGCAAGGGUUGUUUUCAUACCUAGCAUUAAGCAUGUGCACUUUUAUUGACAUGCAGGAGAAGAGUCUUUUGAUAGCCACAAGUGGUUUUUGCUUUACAGAUUAAAUACAUGAAUUUUAAACUCCUGUAGUGGUCAAUAACUCCAGGCCUCCUAUUGCUUAGUUUUGUAUACAGUUUGUGUAUCAUUGUUGCUGACUUCUGAAGGCCAACUAGAAAUCUGUCAUCAGAACUUGGUGCUAUUAGUUAUUUGAUUGUUCUGCAAACCACCAAAGGUUUUGCAUUUCCUAGGACAGUCAGUUGCAAAGAGUUUCUGGGGCAUCCCAAAACUGCGAACUUGGUGGGACAAUUUGGAGACAUGCACAUAGCCAAUCUUUUUGCUGGAAUUGUUGUGUAUCAUUAGAGAUACUUCAUGCUCAAAAAGUUUUAAGAUGGGACUUUUCAAAUGUUCUUACUAUCAAUUAAAAAUCUAAAGGAACUAUAGUAUGACAACAUUCUUGUAUUAUUUUACUGUUCUGUUGAACACUUAAAUGUAAAAGUAACGAAGUCUAAUAUCAUCAUUUGGGUGGCAAUUGCUGAAACUCUUAGAUUAUUCCUCAAGGAGAAUGUCUUUUAUGGAAACCCAGAUCUUUUUUUCUUUUUUUUUUUUUUUUUUU